Mobula hypostoma (lesser devil ray) is the source of this 3506-nucleotide messenger RNA. RefSeq names its product calcium-activated chloride channel regulator 1-like. Gene Ontology annotation, molecular function: intracellularly calcium-gated chloride channel activity. Gene Ontology annotation, cellular component: plasma membrane. The record is from RefSeq and is a predicted model, not a curated record. Gene Ontology annotation, biological process: chloride transport. The transcript is spliced from 14 exons. The coding region runs from base 76 to 2649 and encodes 857 amino acids. NCBI's taxonomy places the organism in Eukaryota, Metazoa, Chordata, Chondrichthyes, Myliobatiformes, Myliobatidae.
GGUUCCGUGCGUGCAGCGUGAUUGUGGGGAGCUCCGUCUCUACCCACAAAGAAACAUUAUAGAAGUAACGCCGGAAUGAUGACUGAAGCCUCGUCCUACAUCUACGACGCUACGGAACAUCAACUUUACUUCUCAGAUGUAAAAAUCCUGCUGCCUGCUACUUGGCCACCGAAUCCAAAUCUGUUUCAAAGACCAACUACUCAAUCAUACGAGAAGGCGAAUGUGAUCGUUGCUGAAUCCUAUCUUAAAUAUGGAGAUGCCCCGUACACCCUGCAGUAUGGUGGAUGUGGUGAGAAGGGGCGGUACAUUCACUUCACCCCGAACUUCAUGCUAAAUGAUGAAAUGACCUCAGUUUAUUGUCCAAAAGGUAGAGUAUUUGUCCACGAGUGGGCCCAUCUUCGCUGGGGUGUGUUCAAUGAAUAUAAUGAUAUGGUUCCAUUUUAUUUCUCGGAGAACGGCAACAUGGAAGCAACAAGAUGUUCACUCAACAUAAAAGGAAAAAUCGCUGAGUGCAAGGGCGGUUACUGUUUACCAUGUGCCAUUGAUGAAAACACAGACUUACCAAACAAGAAAUGUAGAUUUUUCCCAGAGAGAAAUCAGAAGUCAUCAUCUUCAAUAAUGUACUUACAGGGAUUACCAUAUGUAGAUAAAUUCUGUGAUUCUGAGACUCACAAUCCUGAAGCACCCAACAUGCAGAAUGAAAUAUGCAAUUACAAGAGCACUUGGGAUGUGAUCAGCCAGUCAGAAGAUUUCAAAAACGUUUCGUCACCUCACACUGGUUCAGUCAAACCAACGUUCACACUUCUACAGGCUAAGGACCGCGUGCUUUGUUUAGUCCUUGAUGACUCAGGAAGCAUGGGAUCGGAGAAUCGCAUUGUCAGGCUCCGACAAGCAGCUGAGAUAUUCCUACUGCAGAUUGCUGAAGCAGGAUCACAAGUUGGAAUUGUCACUUUUAACUCUGUUGCAAGCAUUAAAACACAGUUAAAAAGGAUUGAUAAUGAUGCCGUAAGGGAGGAUCUUGUACAGCUGUUACCAACAUCAGCUGGUGGGGGAACGAGCAUCUGUACUGGGGUUAGGGCUGGAUUUCAGGUACUUCGUGGUGAUGACAAUGCUACAGAGGGUGAUGAAAUGAUUUUACUGACAGAUGGAGUGGAUAAUCAAAUAAGCACCUGCUUCUCUGAAGUGGAAGGAAGUGGAGCUGUAAUCCACACUAUUGCACUAGGACCAUCUGCAGCUGUACAGUUAGAAGAGCUCUCAACUAUGACAGGGGGCUUACAGUUUGCAGCAACUGAUAACGUGGAUGUAAAUGGAUUAAUUGAUUCCUUCACAGGAUUAGUAUCAGGAAAUGGUGACAGCAAGAAACAGUCCAUCCAGCUUGAAAGCUCAGGAAAAAGCUUUGAGACCAGCGAGUGGUUGAAUGGCACAGUUGUUAUUGACAAGACAAUUGGGAAUGACACCUUUUUUGUGGUGAAUUGGGAGACAGCGAAUCCAGUAAUAGUUGUGCAUGACCCCAGCAGAAAGACUUACGGUAAUUCUGACUUCAAGAUAGAUCAGUCUGCAAGAUCAGCCCGUCUUAAGAUUAAUGGCACUGCAGAGAUUGGAACUUGGAUCUACAGCAUUCAAAACCCAGGAACCAAACAGGUCAUAACAAUCAUCAUAACGUCACGAGCAGCAGAUCCACAAGCUCCGCCAAUCAAAGUUAGUGGGUACAUCAGCAGGAAGGAUCCCACCAGCCCGAUGAUUUCCUAUGUGGAAGUUAGUUAUGGAUUUCAGCCGGUUCUGAAUACAAAUGUGACGGCUAUUAUUGAACGUCCCAAAGGCCCUCCAGUUACACUGAAGCUCUUGGAUGAUGGAUUAGGUGCUGAUAUCGUCAGGAAUGACGGGAUUUACUCUAAGUAUUUCUUCGACUUUAGUGGAACUGGAAGAUAUGCGGUUAAAGUGCGUGUACAGGGAUUCGAAGGUACCACAAAGUUAACAGUCAGAACAGGAGGACAGGCCAAGUGCCUACCAGGAUUCAUGGAAAAUGGAAAUUUUGAAAUAAACUCAUUAGAACCUGAACUUCUUGAGAAGGAACUUAAUAGCGAAUUAGGAGACUUCAACAGGGUUCAAGCAGGAGGAUCAAUUUCGCUUCCCUUCACACCCACUAAUGACUUCCCACCAAGUAAAAUCACAGACCUUCAAGCAACAUUACUUGAGAAUAAAACUCAUCUGGAAUGGACGGCACCAGGAGGAGACUAUGACCAUGGAUCAGCAUCUCAUUAUGAAGUGAGAACAAGUGACAAACUGCUACAACUACGAGAUAAUUUUCCCAAAGCUCGACUAAUUAACACGACUGUCAUGAUUCCGCAACCUUAUGGCUUCAAAGAAAUGCUAACUGUUUAUUCUGAGAAGCCAAACAUGCAAAAUGGGACAGUGAUCUACUUUGCUGUGCGUGCAUAUGACCAGAGCAAUCAAUAUUCUGAGGUGUCAAACAUAGCCAAGGUAUCUUACUUCGUGUUUUUGGCUAAGAAACAUCAUUCCACUUAUUUAUCAUGGAAAGGAUGGAUUCCAAUAUUAAGUGGAAUUACUCUGAGUACAAUUACUAGUAUCAUUCUUUGCGCUGUGUGUCGACGAAGGAAAAGGAAGCGAGUGAAUCUUGCAAAUGCAUAGGAAUUUUACAAAGGGAAUGAUGAAGUUGCUUGCAAUUAAAAUUGCCUAGAUCUGAGCAAUUGGGUUUCUUAACUGGGUUUCAUUUUAGGGACUGAGUUAGAAGGGGGAAGAUCAGAUUAUGAUCCAAAGUCAGUUUUCCAAUAUAUGAUUGAUAUUCCAGGAUUAUAGCGAUUGGGAGAAUACCCGUGCAAAGUUCACCCUCAAUGACUAUUUGUUAAUUCUCCAGGCUUUAAACUGAUUUGUACUGGUUAUACUCCUGGGUGCUUGAGCCAAGGUUCCCAGCUCUUUGAAUCUCAGCAAAUUCGUGUAUCCAAUACAGAUAUAGAAUGUAGAACAUAGAACAAUACAGCACAGUACAGGCCACUGAGCUACAAACCUGAACCGGACUUUUCACCUACUCCAAAAUCAAUCUAUCACAUCUCUCCCACAAAGCCCUCCAUGUUUCUUUUAUUCAUAUACAUAUCUAAGAGUCUGUUAAAUGUUUCCUACUUUUUUUAUGCCAUGGACCCCUACCAUUAACUAUGGGAUCCUUGGACUCCAGGCUAGGAACCCCUGGUCUAAUGUAUCUGGCUCUAUCACCAUGCCUAGCAGGGCAAUCCACGCACACACACGCACACACACACACACGCACACCACUCUUCGUGUAAAAAAAAAGUACCGCUGUAUAUUCCUGAUACAUUCCACCAAUCACUUGAAAAUUACACCAUCUUGGAUUAGCCUUUUCUACCCUGGGGGACAAAAAAGUGCUAGCUCUCUACUCUGCCAAUGGCUCUUAUCUUACACAGCUUCAUCAAGUCACCUCUCACCGAAAAACCCUAGCUCGCUCAACCAUGUAUUUGAAAUGGACAAUAUGUAAA